GCUGCUACUCGGGACACAAGGGAGAUCGGUGGGCGAGGAUAAUUAGGACACGAGUAAGUCCCAAAGUAAACAUGAGCAGGACUGCAGGAAUCUCUGUCAGUACACUGAAGCAACUGACGGUGUUCGGACGAAUUGAAACAGGAAGAUGACACCCAGGACUACGAUAAUAGCGGCUCUUGGGCUGCUUCUGGUAAUAGCGACGAUUUGCAUUUUGCCCCUCAGCGCCCACCCUUCCUACCGCCCAGUUGAAGAAGAUGGCCAUUACGGAGUUUCGCGCCAAUCGGCGCCCGGGAUGCGUCGUCUGACUUGGUGGAGAUGGGGUCGUAGGAAUGAGAAUAAGAGAGAGAAGGUUUCAACUGAACCUCCUACAACAACGGUAGCAGCUCCCAUGAUGGAGUUCAUCACCACCACCAAAAAACCGAGCAGGUGGAGAGCCUGGUUCUCCAAAGCUAAGGAGAAGAUCUCAAAAGCCGCCAAAACAGCGGCAAACAAAGUUAAAAAAGAUUUCGCGGAGGUGAAGGACAAGUACGAGCGGGGCAUGCUCAUCGUAGGCGAUGCAUCGAAAGAUGGGUUUUACAAAGCUGGCAAGGCCAUUGUUUUGGGAGCCAAGAAAGUGGGUAACGCCACGAUAAAGGCUGGCAGAACUAUCAAGAAGGGCGCUAAGAGACUUGGGUCAGCCGUCAAGCGAGGCUACCAGAAGAUUCGCCUUAGGUUCGCGGGGCCGGACGAGAAGUUCAAAAUUCUCGCCAACCGCAUAAAAGACAAAGUGGAAUCGGGAGAUGAGAGGGCCGUAGAACUUUUAAAAAAGAUCGGGAUACACGUCAACGUCUCCGACCAGAAGGUCAUUGGAUCACAGGUCGUGAAUAAGAACAUUUCUGUGACUGAAAUUCUCCGCAACGAAGGCAUGCUGUCGAAUAAGUCUUCUUCCUACUUCACAGCAUUGGAAGAACCAGAGAAGACAGAGGAAGGGGGUGAUGAAUUUCACUCGGCAGAGGAGGACUUCGCGUCAGAAACGAACAUCACAGAUACUAAAGUAGAGUACGAAAGAGCUAAAACAGAGAGCGUGACAUCACCUGAUUCAAGAACCACAUUACAUCUGGAAGACACCACUACUGAAACAUCAAUAUCAACCUUUUCUGGGGGAGUUCCUUUACUAACCGAGUCAUCUACCCAAGCAACUCUGGGAGAUAAUGUUGACAGUACUGGAAGCGUCCUUUCAACAGAAGAUGAGAGAGUAUCACGAAUAUUACCUACCGUCACAAAAAGUACUCCUUUAACUGAUUCGGUAUCAACAGAGUAUUCAACAUCCUCAACAAAUGCUAUCACUACAUCCGAUUUGCACUUUCAUUCAACAACUAUGAAUUCUCCUACAGAAACAUUCCAUACCACAGCUAUAUCUCCCUACGAUGAUGAUACCACAUCCAGCUCUUUGGUGGACCAACCAACUGAGGAGAUAUCACUUUCAGAAAACACAACAGCUUCAGAUAAUGUAAUGAGCAACACUGACACUAGCAUUCAAACUACACCUUCAACUAUCAGCCCAACAACAUUUAUAGAUAUCGAUAAGCCUAUAACUGCAAAUACAAUGCGUCCAUUACACUCAGAUCUAUCCCCUAAAGAUGAUUAUGAGACAACGUCGUCAUCUUCUUCACCUGCCCCCUUAAUUGAACGUAUUACAUCAACUACCCAAGUUGUAAGUUCAUCACCUCCUUCAUUUACAUCUCCAGACUUCGUAACCAUUCCUGAAGAAGCAUCUUCAGUCUCUUCUACAGUUACCUCUCCAGCUACAACUCGACAUUCUUCUUCAACUGGCAUGUCAACAGAUGUAACUUCCACUCCAUCAGUUGUAUAUGCUACAACGUUUGGACUUGAAAUUACAAAUACUUCAACUACUUCUCCAUCUACCACCACUACCUACACUUCACCAACCACUCCUGUAACCACAACCUCUUUUCUGGCAGCCAUUUCUACUACUACUCUUCCUUCAGCCACUUCUCCAACUACUUCUACAACUCUUUCUCCAACCACUUCCACAACUAUUACUAUUCCUCCAACCACUUCUACAACUAGUACUACUCCUCCAACUAGUAAUACUCCAACAACUUCUACAACUAGUACUACUCCUCCAACAACUUCUACAACCAUCACUACUCCUCCAACCACUUCUACAACUGUUCCACCAACCACACCACCACCUCCUCCAAUCACCACUACAUCAAGUACAUAUCUCCCAACCACUACAGAAAAAACGCACCCCCCAAUGUUAACCGAAACCAAUAGGGUGCUUCCAGCCACCCCACCCUCCGCAAGCAUCCACGGAGACGAGGAAACAGCAGUGGAGGAAGCCUACGUUCCUCCGCCUUUCCCAGACGUCUUCAGUGACGUUGAAGUCCAUGACAGACUGAGGGAAUUCUACGACAACGGUGACUUCAGCCACGCCGAAAUGGCCGAGGUAUUCAAUUUCGACCCAGACAAUUACGAGUACUAUAAAUAUGAUUACAACUACGAGGACUACGCAUGAUAAAAACGUCUUCUGGCUAUAUAAGAAAACUGCCAUUUCGUACUGGCAUUGCAUGGUAUUAAGCAAGGAAAUAAAUAUCAUGGUUACAAA
This is a messenger RNA of Macrobrachium nipponense, 2611 nucleotides long. Its product is annotated as mucin-2-like. The record is from RefSeq and is a predicted model, not a curated record. Lineage: Eukaryota; Metazoa; Arthropoda; Malacostraca; Decapoda; Palaemonidae. Bases 146 to 2521 code for a protein of 791 amino acids. The transcript has 3 exons.